Molecule: messenger RNA, 4272 nt
Organism: Trichoderma virens Gv29-8
Lineage: Eukaryota; Fungi; Ascomycota; Sordariomycetes; Hypocreales; Hypocreaceae
Exons: 7
Biological process (GO): mRNA processing
Cellular component (GO): spliceosomal complex
Molecular function (GO): mRNA binding
Source: RefSeq, a predicted model, not a curated record
CCGGCUUCUCUGUCGCUGUUCCUGACCAACAUCAAGCUUCUGGAUCUCGACCAGCUCCCUGACUGGCCCGAAAUCUCAGCUGAGACAUUCGCGGCAUCCGGCACCACCCUGCAGGAUCAGAAGAGGCGAGUACAGUGCGUAGAAUGGGCCUUGUAUCAGCUGUUUGUCAUCUGGGAUCCAGACGAGGCGGCUAAUAAGCUGAAGCCUUUCUACCCACCUGUUGAUCAGCUGCAGUCUGUUAACCUCCGCGCCGCCCUUGUCAGAAGCCUCGAGCAAGCCAAGAAAAAUGGCGACCUCGGCCGGGACACCAUCAUCCGCAAGACGAUGCUGGAUGAGUGCAAAGGCGAGAGGCUGGAGGAAGUCCUUGCUUUCUUUUCCACCGCUGUCCUGAAAAAAGUGGUUUCUGACAGCCUUGCCGCAAACCGUGGCUACAUCACACCUGCCAUUGAGCUUGCCUUUGAGAACAAGGGCUACAAGAGCGAAAAAUCUCAUCUAAUUGCGCUGUCCAUGGCCCACAAGGCUUCCAUCCGACAGCUCCUGCAACGCAAAGAGGCCGCUAGAGCUCGCUUCAGAGACUUUGCCGCGGUCCUCGAUGAUAAAGAAGAUGAUAUCAUCAGUAGACGAGAAGCCCUUGAGAUAAAGGAGAUGGAUGGUGGUGGCCAAGCCGUCUCUGACAAUGCCAGAGCUGAGAUGCGGCGGACUGUACACCACAAUUGGUCCGGCAGCGAGGCUUGGAUGGAGACUCUUUUGUGCGGAGAUCCAAAGCAUGGCGGCCUCCUGGCUACCAAGUUCGAUAGGGUCUGGAGGAGAGCCCAGAAGGGCCGGCUUGGCGAACUGGACACGAAUGACCUUGGCCUCUUGGAGCAACUGGACAGCCGGGUUAAGAUGCAAAGAGACAGGCUCCGCAAGUGGGAUGCCUUCCGCCGGAACACAUUUGGUGAAGCGAGGCCCUUGCCAGUCAAGCCCAGAACCUCCACUGCCAAAGCCAAGGGCAUCGAUCUCGGCUUCACUGCUCACCUGGACCUGCAAACUGGGAGGAGGAUCAAGUCAGCCAGAGCUGCGCUGUUUCAGCAUGCGCCUCAGAUGACGGACGACUAUGCUGCGAUAGUCUCGGAUCUGAAAUACGAUCUGGGGAAACUCGCAACCAAGGAGGUUGACAUCACCCCUCUCAUCAGGAAGCGAACCCCUAGGAACUUCCCUGGGCGAAGCACAUACGACUUGACUCAGAUUGACGACUCGCCGCUUGCAACUCCUCCAUCUAUCCUCCCUCUGAGAAAGCCUUCGGGAUACGACACUCCGACUCGCCGCCGGUCACCCGAAGCACCAAAGCCUGUCGCAAGACAUAAAACGACCCAUAGCCCUCCACAGCGCUCACCUACAAAGGAGUUUACGAAUGGCUCUACGUCGCCCACGAAAAACUCGAGUCCGUCGCCCGUGAAGCGCACCAAGCCUCGACACACACUCUCAUUGGCCGAACGCACUCGACUCUCAAUGAGCCGUAAGAAGUCUCUGUGUUUUGAAGACGAGGAGCUUGACCCGCCCACUCCUAUAACACCUGAUACCACCAAGCCUGCGGAGCCAGAUUAUUCCGAGGAUCUCGCCAGUCGGACUCGUCGAAGCAUGGCCGGAUUUGAAAAGGCUCAGCAGAAGGCACAGAUAGAGCGGCGCAGGUCUCUGAGGAGGGCCAAGAUGCCUCCACGAAAGGAAGGCUACUUCCCAAGGGUCGACGAGGAAGAACUCAACGAAACAACGCUCCUGUUGGAGCAGCUGGCCGAGGAGGAAGAUGUGGAGGCCGUCUUCCGAUCAAGGCCCAAGGUUGGACAGAGCUUGCAGCCAAGCCCAACGAGGGAGGAAUGGGACGAUAUUCCAGACCGCGAUUCGCACCUCUGCAUCUCAAACCACGACAAAAAAAACCUGCGAAGCUCGACAUUUCCACGCCCAGAACCCGAAAUCCUGCCACGAGGCUGCCUGCAUGUCGCUGCUCUGCGGAAACAAUCGCGUCUGCCGUCACGUCUCAAUGCAAGCCGAGAACCCUGCAAUUUGAGGCUGCUGCAUCUGGAGAUUUGCAGCCUUGUCAGCAUGGCUUAUAACCAUUACGGAGGUACUCACGGCCGAGGCCAACCCCGGGGGCAAUACAGAUCCGCUAACGGAGCUUCAGCACCGCACAAUCCCUAUGGCGCGCCUCCUGGCUACGGCUAUCCGGGCGCGGCGCCGGGCAUGGCUGCUCCUCCUGGGCUAGGUAUGCAUGUCCUUUCUGUUUCUCUCUAUCCUCGUCCUGCCACAGACAAGAUGCUGACCGUUUGUCUCUCUCUCUCUGUAGGACCUCCUCCAGGCAUGUCCCCUGCUCCGGGAAUGGCCCCCCCGCCGGGCAUCCAGCAAGCCAACGUGCCUCAAGCUAAUCGUCCAAGUGGUCUGCCUGCUUUCCAAGCCCCGACCAACAUGCCGAACAUCAACUUCAAUGCCCCCGUGAUUCGACUCGGCACAGGAGCCUCAGCCGGUGGCGGCAGAUCCGACGACCGACCUGCACAAUCGGGAGGAAGAGCAGGGCUUGGUAUGGAGAGAGGAUCAGAGCAAGGGCGAAUGGCGGCCAGGGAGACGAUGCAGACGCUUCUUCCACCCACGAGCGAGGAGAAGCUGCGGACCAUCUUCCUACACCAGAUUCCAGAGGGACUGGGUGGUGACGAGGGCACAAAGAAGCUUCUUGGGGCUGUCGGCAAGCUGAAGCGCUGGGAUCCGUCCGACAGCGUGUCAGAGGAUCGAAAGGGAACCAAGUUUGGCUUCGCUCUGUUCGAGGACAUUGAUUCCAGAAUAGAGCAAGCUCGCGCGGCCCUGAAACUAGUUGUUCGAGAGCUCUUCUACCCCCCUGUUGUCGAGACUGCCGACGCUAAUGGCGAUGUUGCUAUGGGGAAUACGGAUACUGAGGAGAACGUCGAGGUGGUCAACAUCCCCCUGGCGCAAGAAGACGAGCUGGCAGAUAUUCCGCCCGAGAUGCGGGAGGUUGUUGCAGGAGAGAUUGCCGCGUUCCGUGAGCGUAGCAACCAGCGGGAUAUGGAGCGUCUUCAGCGAGAGGAGGAGCUCGAAGAAGUUGAGCGACGCCGCAAUGGCGCAGCCCGAUCAAGACUCGCCUCUCCGCCGAGGAACUCGAACAACGUGCCGCUAGGGCCUCGCGGAGUCUCAGUACCAAACGCCCCGGCUGGGCCCAAGGGGCAAAACGGACCGAACCGAGGUGUGGCCUUUGUCAACGGAGGAGUGAACAACGCAGAUGGGUCUACGAGACGCGAAGAUGAGGACACCGACGCAAGCGAUGACGAGCUCUGGAGGAGACGUGAGGCUGAGCGCAAGGCCGAAGAAGACAAGAUGUAUGCGGAAGCAGAGAGGAAAUGGGUCAACAGAGAGCGAUCACGGCAGGCGGCGCUGGAGCGAGAACGGGAGCGUGAAAAGCACGAUAUUGAGUCUCUUGAACGAAGGAAAGAAGAGCAGCUGGAGAGAGAAAAGACGUGGGAAGACGAGCGAGAGGCUACCCGCAAAACUCACAUCUACUAUCGAGAUCACGGCGGCUGGGCAAGGAAACGAACGUCUGAUCGGGCGGAAGAAGAGGCACGAGAUGAAGCCGACCGACAGGCCGAAAAGGUGGAGCGAAACCGCGAGCAGGCCAGGCUGGAACAGGCGCGUGGCCUGGCGGAUUCAUUCCUGGACCAGCAGGCCCGGGAGAUGGAGCAGCGCGAAGCUGCCGCUGCCGCUGCGGCACCACAGCCAUUCAAGCUGUCGCUCGGCGCGGCGGCACAGCGAGCUCAAGCCUCACGGGCAGCACCUCAACGACGCACGAUUGCCGAAGUGGAGGGUCUCUUGGACGACGAGGAGGUCGAGUCUACAAAGCGACAGCUCAUCCCCAUCCAGUUGGACGCUUCAUCCGGCGCGGCGGGCAUGUCGGAGGAGGAAAUCUCGCAGGCAGUGCGUGCGCUGGCACAGGAGAUUCCGUCGGAGAAGGAGGGCCUCUGGGCGUGGGAGGUCAAGUGGGACUUUAUGGACGAUGCGGUUGUGCGCGACAAACUGCGGCCGUUUGUGGAGAAGAAGAUUGUCGAGUAUCUCGGCGUGCAGGAGGAGAUGCUGGUCGAGGCUGUGGAGGAGCAUCUGCGGAAACAUGGCACGGCUGGUGCCUUGGUGGAGGAGCUCGAGGGGGCCCUGGACGACGAAGCAGAGGAUCUGGUCAAGAAGCUUUGGCGUAUGCUCAUCUUCUUCACCGAAUGCGAGAAGAGAGGCCUGCCAGCAUAA